UCUAAUUAUUAAGUAAUUAAAUCCGAGAUUAUGGUGUCCAGUGUGUGAAUGAAUUUCUAUGGAUAAAAAAUAUUGGACAGUGUUUUUAUUUAAAUCUACAUAAAGUGUUGGAUUAAAAAAAUAUGAAAAGUGUGAAUUUGUUUCAUUUGUACAAUUGUAGUACGUUCGUUUUAAAAACUAACGUAUCAACAUUAACAAAAUUAAAUUACAGCGAACUUAUCUCGUUGUUAGAUGAAACAUUGCCAUUGUUAAAGGUAUCAGAACAAGAUGCAUUUUUCGAAUGUUUUCACGGUGAACAAGAACGUCCAUAUGAUUUACCAUGGUGGCAAAAACUUUCAUGGUCAUUGAUCUUUGCUAUUAUUUUAUUAAUAGCAACCGGUGGAAAUAUAAUCGUCAUGUGGAUAGUACUUGCACAUCGUCGGAUGCGUACAGUUACCAACUACUUCUUGGUAAAUCUCUCGUUGGCAGACCUGAUGAUGUCAUUAUUUAACUGCGCCUUUAAUUUUAUAUAUCUUCUUAACUCUAAUUGGCCCUUUGGGGUCGUCUACUGCACCAUCAACAAUUUUAUUGCACCCGUGACCGUCGCUUCAAGUGUCUUUACCUUAGUGGUAAUAUCUUUCGACAGAUACAUGGCUAUAAUGUAUCCUUUGAAAAGACACAUGUCCCGAAGGAGAACUAUAUUAACUUUGAUUUCAAUAUGGACAAUUUCGUCCAUCCUAGCUAUACCCAGUCUGUUAUAUUCUAAGAUCACAAAGACAAGAUAUUCAAACAAUAAAACAAGGAUUUCUUGUUAUUUAUCUUGGCCAGAUGGAAAAUAUUUGAAUAGUAAAACUGGAUAUUCCUAUGAUAUACUGUUUUUCAGUAUGACAUAUCUUAUUCCAAUCGUGCUAAUGGCUGUUUUUUACACUCUGAUGGGUCGAAAAUUAUGGGGUUCGAAGUUCAUUGGUGAACUUACGCAUAAUCAAAAAGAAUCUAUUAAAUCUAAACGCAAGGUGGUGAAAAUGUUCAUCAGUAUCGUUACGAUAUUUGCAAUAUGUUGGUUUCCGUAUCAUGGAUUUUACAUAUUCGUUUAUUUCAGUCAAGAUUUCGUUCGUACGAGUUAUGUUCAACAUGUUUAUCUAAGCUUUUAUUGGUUGGCAAUGUCUAAUUCUAUGGUGAAUCCUAUCAUAUAUUAUUGGAUGAAUAAUAGAUUCAGAGUAUAUUUUCAAUUGAUAAUUUGCAAAUGUUGUUGUACUUUGGAUCGAACGAACGUGAACAGCCCACAAAUGCGAGAAUUUAUAGAAUUACAUCGUUCCGGUCAGGAACGUUGCGGACGUUCACAAUCAACAUCGAUAAGAUGGCGUCAUUGUAGAGGUGGAAGUCCCGUUCGAACAUGCAGGGUGGAUUCUCGUUCAAAUAACGAAAAUCGUUUUACCAAAGAGGAAAUGGUUUUCAUUUGA
This is a messenger RNA of Polistes dominula (European paper wasp), 1439 nucleotides long. RefSeq names its product tachykinin-like peptides receptor 86C. Gene Ontology annotation, biological process: G protein-coupled receptor signaling pathway. NCBI's taxonomy places the organism in Eukaryota, Metazoa, Arthropoda, Insecta, Hymenoptera, Vespidae. Gene Ontology annotation, molecular function: tachykinin receptor activity. Gene Ontology annotation, cellular component: plasma membrane. The record is from RefSeq and is a predicted model, not a curated record.